AUGGGCUCGGUCUUCCUCAUCGCCUUGGCAUUCGUGGCUUGGCAGGGGGGCAUGUCAUUCAGGGGCGUUGGCAGGGGGGUCCGAGGGCCGACCGCCGCGCGCAUGCCGCUGGCGUUCGGCCGCUACAAGACCCUUUACGAGGGCCCCGACAGUGAUUCAUAUUCGAAUUCGAAGCCCGCGCCGGCCGGGCCCCUUGUGGCGCCAAAGCAGGCGCUGGAGGGCGCCUCUAGAUGGAGCAGCGCACUUCUGAGGGUCAUGCCUCCAUUCAGCAGUUGGAUGCCCCCGGAGGCUGUCCAGAAGGUGCUGGCGCCAAGUGGAGCGCAGCAGAGCGCGCAGCGGUACUCCUUCCCGGAUGCGCUCCCAAAGGUGGCGUUGCUGUUUCUGACGCGGCAGUGGCUGCCAUACGAGCCUGUCUGGCGCGCGUUCCUGUCAUCGGUCCCCCCGCUGGGCAAGGGGCUGCACCAGGGCUGGCAGCACCUGUUCAGCCUGCACGUGCACCUGCCACCCAACCACUUCUUCAACACAGACAGCAUUUUCACAGGGACAGAGGUGGAGGAGCGAGUGGCUGUGGAGUGGGGGCAGUGGUCUGUGGUGGAGGCAGAGUUGGUUCUGCUACGCGCAGCUCUUCUAGAUCCGCGCAACCAGCGCUUUGUGCUUCUGUCAGAGACGUGCGUGCCUCUGUACCCGGCGGCCGUUGUGUGGGCGCAGCUUAUCGGCGAACCUCGCUCCCGCCUUGACGCAUGCGCCAACACGGCAGACCCCAACGACGCCGCCAGCCGCAUGGACUACCGGUGGUCGGACAAGAUGGAGGGCCCACGAUUGAAGAAGGAGCACUGGCGCAAGAGCGCGCAGUGGUUUGCACUGACUGCGGAGCAUGCCCAGCUUGUGACGACAGAGAACAACGCUGCCAAGGCUUUCAGAGAGCAUUGCUGGGUGGACUCUGCAAACAUAAAUGCUGGGUGGGCGCCCAAGAGCUUCUGUGUGGCAGACGAGCACUACAUGCCCACGCUGCUCGCCUCGCUCGGGCGACAGAACGAGACUGACUGCACGGGGCUGCUGACCUCUGUGUGGUGGGAGCGGAGGGAGUGGAGUGGGAUUUGUGGGGGACCAGGAGGAGGCGGCGGCGGCUGUUGCAGAGGCGCUGAAGCCCAAAUUAUUGAAUGACACGGCGGCGUGGUCGGCUGACUCGCCCAAUGAGCUCGUGCGGGCUCUGCUGGCUCGCUAUAGCCCAUUGGGAAGCAGCGGCUGCCCUCUGUUUGCGCGCAAGUUCGGAGAGCCUGCACUGUGGAACAUUGCGCAAGUGGCUGCCGAGUAUCUUGCGCCUGCGGAGGUCACUGCCUAG
Molecule: messenger RNA, 1342 nt
Organism: Coccomyxa subellipsoidea C-169
Lineage: Eukaryota; Viridiplantae; Chlorophyta; Trebouxiophyceae; Coccomyxaceae
Exons: 9
Coding region: 1-1164 (387 amino acids)
Cellular component (GO): membrane
Molecular function (GO): glycosyltransferase activity
Source: RefSeq, a predicted model, not a curated record